GCCCCAGCGCGUCCCACCGAUCAUCGUGUCCAGGUGUGCCUGAGCCAGCGCCCCUUCUCCCCACCUGCAGCCCCGGCCCGAUGGGGUGGUGACCCUCCCCUCCCCGCUCCGGCGCCAUGUGGCCCAACGGCACUUCCCUGGGGCCCUGUUUCCGGCCAACCAACAUCACGCUGGAAGAGCGGCGCCUGAUCGCCUCUCCCUGGUUCGCCGCCUCCUUCUGCCUGGUGGGCCUGGCGUCCAACCUGCUGGCCCUGAGCGUGCUGGCGGGUGCACGGCAGGGCAGUUCACACGCCCGGUCCUCCUUCCUCACCUUCCUCUGCGGCCUGGUGCUCACCGACUUCAUGGGGCUGCUGGUCACCGGCGUGAUCGUGGUGUCCCAGCACGCCAUCCUCUUCGACUGGCACGCGGUGGACCCCAGCUGCCGCCUCUGCCAGUUCAUGGGCGUCAUCAUGGUCUUCUUCGGCCUCUGCCCGUUGUUGCUGGGGGCAGCCAUGGCCUCGGAGCGCUACCUGGGCAUCACCCGGCCUUUCUCGCGCCCCACGGUGGCCUCGCAGCGCCGGGCCUGGGCCACGGUGGGGCUGGUGUGGGCGUCGGCGCUGGCGCUGGGCCUGCUGCCCCUGUUGGGUGUGGGCCGUUACACAGUGCAGUACCCCGGCUCCUGGUGCUUCCUCACGCUCGGCGCCCAGCCCGGGGAUGUGGCCUUCGGCCUGCUGUUCACGCUCCUCGGCAGCUUCUCGGUCGGGCUGUCCUUCCUGCUCAACACUAUCAGCGUGGCCACUCUCUGCCACGUCUACCAUGGGCAGGAGGCCGCCCAGCAACGCCCGCGGGACUGCGAGGUCGAGAUGAUGGCUCAGCUCAUGGGCAUCAUGGUGGUGGCCAGCUUCUGCUGGAUGCCGCUGCUGGUCUUCAUCGCUCAAACGGUGCUGCGCAGCCCUCCCGCCAUGAGCCCCACGGGGCAGCUGUCCCGAGCCACCGAGCAGCAGCUGCUCAUUUACCUGCGUGUGGCCACCUGGAACCAGAUCCUCGACCCCUGGGUGUACAUCCUGUUCCGCAGGGCCGUGAUCCGGCGCCUCCACCCUCGCCUCAGCGCCAGGCCCAGGUCGCUGUCCCUGCAGCCACAGCUCACCCAGAGACGCACAGUGCAGUAGAGCCCGAGGGGGCGGCCGCACGGAAACCCCCCCCAGCCGGCGCGUCCCUCCCGAGAUCUCCCUCCUCCUUGACGGUCACAGCUGCCUGUUAUGGGGUUCCAGGAGCUGGGAGUAUCAGAAGGACCAAGCCUUUGAAUGGCAGGAUCGUAGGCUGUCCUCCAUCAGCGUUGGGGACUCCCCAACUCUUCCCCAUCCCCCUGCCCGCCCCAGGAAGGGUGGGCAGGCAUGUUGGGGGGGGGUGUGAGGAAACGAGACUUGCAAACCUCCCCUUCCAGAAAUCCUCUGGGAAUGGGGCACUCCGAACCCUGACUUUGACCUGCUUCCUGGGGUACAGUUGAUCCCCUUGGACACCCCAACCCGAGAAGGCUCUGCUUAGGAAAUACUGAAUGUGCACAGUCAACACACCCCCUCUCUUGCCAAAAUAUAUCUUGGCCCCCCCAGCCUUACUGUCCUUUGGGUCUGGGAGUCAUCAGUCUUUAAA
Messenger RNA from Leptonychotes weddellii (Weddell seal), 1629 nucleotides. NCBI's taxonomy places the organism in Eukaryota, Metazoa, Chordata, Mammalia, Carnivora, Phocidae. The record is from RefSeq and is a predicted model, not a curated record.